UUUGGAGCUGCAGGAACGCGAGACAUUCCAAGACCAUGAUUAUGAGCGAAAGGACCACGGAGGCUCCCACCGAAACCUACACCAAGGUCGACCACGAUCAACCACCCAACGGAGAGCACGACAAUUUGGAUCAAGCUGACGGAGAAACAUCCCCGGGGUUUGAAAGGACCGGCAACCAAUUGUCCGUCUCGCGGUCAGGUCGCCACAAGCAGCGUCUCCGUCGUCGGUCAACCAUCUUCGAAAACCCUACACUGGGCCGCUCAGCGGCGAACAAGAGCCCUCGGCAAUCAUCUGGUGAUGGCCAGGACCAAGAAAACAAGGAACCUGGAGAACCGGAAGAGGAGGAGAACAACGAUGGCGUCUGUUGGAUCUUGUAUCAAAAGCAUGAGCAAGACACGGAAGAAAAUUUUCACGGCGACACGCUGUGGAUCACGCAAGUCUGACGAUCAAC
Molecule: messenger RNA, 451 nt
Organism: Dermacentor silvarum
Lineage: Eukaryota; Metazoa; Arthropoda; Arachnida; Ixodida; Ixodidae
Exons: 1
Coding region: 36-443 (135 amino acids)
Source: RefSeq, a predicted model, not a curated record